Ooceraea biroi (clonal raider ant) is the source of this 3916-nucleotide messenger RNA. It is a transcript of the gene sona, whose product is annotated as sol narae metalloprotease. NCBI's taxonomy places the organism in Eukaryota, Metazoa, Arthropoda, Insecta, Hymenoptera, Formicidae. Gene Ontology annotation, biological process: membrane protein ectodomain proteolysis. The record is from RefSeq and is a predicted model, not a curated record. Gene Ontology annotation, molecular function: metalloendopeptidase activity.
UUUCCCUCCCUUUGAUCGGACACCACUGGCGCGGUGUGACGACGGUGACGGUGACGGAGACGGCGCGCGCGGCUCGGCUCGGUUCCCUCGCGAGCGGACGGCCUUCUCUUGCGCGUGCACGGCCGUGUAACGAUCGCGAUCGCGUCCAGCUCCGCUCCAGCCGAGAGCUCGCUCGGUCUUCCCCACCUUCUCCGACUCUUGCCACCCGCCGACGUCGACGGCCACCGUCGUCCGCAGUUACACCGAGUCCGUUCGCGCAUUCGCAUUAAAUCCGAACCCGCGUGGCGCGCGUGUCCACCGUAACACCCCCUCGCCAUCGUAAACACGCCGACGUUACCCUCGCGGGGGAUCCUCGAACACCGCCGCGCGCGCGCGAUCGGGUGCGAGCGCGAGCGACGUGUCAUCGUCGUCGUCGUCCUUCGACGUCAGUCGGUCCCUUCGGUAGGGUGGUAGGUCAUCGGGAGAGGAGAUGCCCGUUGUCGUCCGCGAGCAUCGAGAGGAAACGUCGUGUGACACGAAACGCGCGUCCGGAGAUUUCAGCGGGUAACGACCAUUCAGCAGGAUACGGAUCGAGGGAUUGCGAAACCGCUGAUUGCGAUCACCAGCACGGAUGCAAAGAAUCGAGUCUCGCUAGAUUCCAUAGUCGAGGGACCGAUUUUGACGUCGAACACGAGGAUCUCCUCUCUCUCUCCUGGCAGUGUAUCGGUGUGCAGUGAUUAUACGGAAAUUGAUGCAUACAAAAUCACGCGGAAGCGAGAGAAAACAGCUGCCGGAAAUCGCACGUCGAUUUAUCGAAACCCUUCGCUACGGGAUCGACUGCACAAACGUGCGCAUCGUACUGCGUGUGAGGAGCUCACUUAGACGAUCCGCUCGUCAUCGUAAUGAUGCUGAAGAUCUCGUCGGCCGCAGCGAUGGCAACAUGAAGACCGUGAUAGAUCGCGCAUUCGAUCGACGAAGCUCCACUCCUACCAACUAUAAAUGACCGAUGUGACGCAACCAGUCAGGAAUAUUUUUAUGCAAAAUGACUCGCGCCCUUGUCCUUCUCUGCAUGGCCAUCAUUCUACCUCUCGUACGAUGCCACAAGAUCCACGAGCAUAUGACAAGGGAAGAGAUGCUAUCGGUGUUUUAUACGGGACACGAGUCUGUGCCGCCGUACGAAGUUGUGCCUGUGCUGCAUAUGGCGCACAAAAGAAGCGUGGACGCGAAACCGCAAAUUCACUUGAAGGCCUUCGGGAAAGAUAUCAGCCUUUCAUUGAAGCCCACGGAAGGACUGUUGACGGCCAAUAGCCUACCAAUGUGGACCGUUACUAGAAAUGCUUCGCAACCCGACGGUCUUCAUUACGAAAGAGUGAAGGAUGUCGACGUGGAUAUCGGUGACAUCUAUCAAGACGCGGAGAACAUGGCUUCCAUUCUGCUACACCAGGACACGAAUGGGAAAGUGCGCGUUGAUGGAACCAUCGGUUCAGAAUUAGUAAUUCGACCACUGCCAGAACGGGUUCUACAAGAAGUAGUGAGCAAAUCGCCAGCCCUUUACGAACCCGAAUUACUGCCCAAUGUUACUAGAAGCGAAGAUUUAAAAUAUACUACUCACCACGUUAUUUUCAAAAAAGUGUAUCAAUCUACCAGCGACGAGUAUAGCGACUUUUCGCUUAUGGAACCCGACCAUUUAGCCAAGAGAUAUAGAAUUAAGCGUUCAAUCAAUAACAGAUCGAAACGCGAAGCACCCUACGUUAUUUACCCGGAAAUCCUUUGUAUUGUGGAUUACGAUGGGUACAGAUUGCACGGCGGCGAUAACGUGCAGAUAAAGAGAUACUUCGUAUCCUUUUGGAACGGAGUAGAUCUAAGGUAUAAGUUACUGAAGGGGCCAAAAAUACGUAUCAGUAUAGCGGGAAUAAUUAUCUCAAGGGGACGAGACGCGACACCGUACUUAGAAAGGAAUCGCGUGGGAAGAGACGCAAUCGACUCGGCAGCCGCUCUGACCGACAUGGGCAAAUACCUUUUCCGGGAGAGGAGACUUCCUGUAUACGACAUUGCCGUUGCCGUUACAAAAUUAGAUAUGUGCAGGAGGCAAUACGCGAAUGAUGUGUGCAAUAGAGGAACAGCAGGAUUCGCUUAUGUCGGCGGAGCGUGUGUCGUGAAUAAGCGUCUCGAAAAAGUCAAUUCGGUCGCUAUUAUCGAAGACACAGGCGGAUUCAGCGGCAUUAUCGUCGCUGCACACGAAGUGGGUCAUCUAUUGGGUGCCGUUCACGAUGGUUCACCUCCACCCAGUUACUUAGGUGGCCCAGGCGCUGAAAAGUGCCGUUGGGAAGACGGCUACAUCAUGAGUGAUCUCAGACACACCGAGAAAGGUUUCAAGUGGUCUCACUGUAGUGUGUCCUCCUUCCAUCACUUUUUAAACGGUGAUACGGCAACCUGCCUAUACAACGCGCCUCACGAAGACGAGGCGCUACCUCGAGUACUUCCAGGAAAACUGCUAUCUUUAGAUGCGCAGUGCCGAAAAGAUCGUGGAACGAGUGCUUGUUUCAAAGAUGAUCGAGUUUGCGCUCAGCUGUUCUGCUUUGAUGCUGGAUCUGGGUACUGCGUGGCAUAUCGUCCAGCGGCGGAAGGCUCGCCUUGCGGGGAUGGUCAGUACUGUCUAAAUGGAAAAUGCGUAGCGGAACACGAGAACAUAAUACCCGAUUAUACGCAAAAUAUUCCAACGUAUGUACGCCGGGACAGCAUUUUCAAUCCCACGGUGCACAAUCGGCCAAUAUUCGCUCAAUAUAACAACACAGAUUACAGGUACCCAUGGAGAUCAACGACACAGAGCACGCCAUUAUCGAAUGUAAUCGCGUCGACACCGACGACGACGAUAAUGACGUCGACAACCAAUUCCUAUAAACGCGUCACAGCUCCAUUCGUAAAUACAGUGCCGAGAUACACACAAACCACCGUCAAUAAUUUGUAUACCGAUCGAUAUAAAACUAGAUACAAUUAUAAUAACAAUAAUAGUAAUAAGGGCAUCGGUGCUGGUAUCAGCACAACCACCAGGAGAAACAUCAAUUUCUUCAACUCAUAUUACACCGUCAGUACAACUCCGAAGACCACUAACGGUCCAAAAGUUAGUCUGUUCAAGUAUAAAAACACGCUCAAUGUGUCGCUUUCCACGACCACCAAAGGAUAUCAGAAUGGCCCUCGAAAUGACGGCCGCGGAACAGAGGCCGGUGAAUGCAUAGAUGUGGGAUCAGAUUGCGCGGAGCUGAUUGAUAGGCUGAGAACAUGGCUGUGCCAUUUACAAUCUAUGAAGACUCGCUGCUGCGCAUCCCUGAAGACGAUCUGUGCUGACUAAUACAUAUAUAUAACGACAUAAAAAGAAGAAAAAUAAAUUUGCUAAAUGUCGCGCUUAAACGCCUACCACGAGGAUAUUGUCAAGCGUGUUGUCCCUUCGCCGUUGUGACGCAUCCGGAGAUUCAUCGAGACGCGUCGUUCUGGCGGAACGGAAGGAGAUCGAAUAGAAUAGAAGAUCCGUUUAUCUCGAGUUUUCCCCCUGUUAGAGAGAUAUUUAAAGCUCUCGAACGUGUCGCGCGAUCGAGGCGAGAUCACAAUCGAUUCUCCAAGUAAGUUGCCGUAUCUCAUAUACUUCCGGUCAUAAUCCGUCAUGUUGCAAUACGGUACCGCGAAAGUUUCGCACAAUGAGUAUACCGAAUGUCGUGAAUAUAAAAUAAGAAAAAGCAGAGCCAACUAUCAAUCGGUACGAUAUUUCGGCUGCAUUUAUGUUUAUUUCAUAAAGAACAAUCUCGUGAAAGACUCGUUACGGCACAGGUGCGUCAUGCGCGUGUUUUAACAAGUGUGCACGUGCGCGGAUGGAGCCAUUCGAAAAUCACGAAAAUUGUAUAGCGCAAGACAAAUAAAUGGGAAUGAUUAAGAAACUUAAAAA